AUGCCGCGAUGUCGCCCUCUCUUCGUAGGGAAACCUCGCUAAAACCUCCUCGGUAGGUGUCAGGAGGAGCUUAAUUAAAACCGUGGCCAUGGCGAUGAGAGCGGUGGCGAAGGCGGCGGAGCCGCGCGGGCUCAGUGCGCUGUUCUCGACCUUAAGUUCAAGUUUUCCGUUCGUUCCAUCGCCGAGUAAUCAAGCAGAGAGGCCGCCUCCGCCUGUACCUUCCACCGAUCUCUUCGUCUCCGGCCUUAACAAACGGACUACAUCAGAUGGACUUAGGCAAGCCUUUUCAAAGUUUGGUGAAGUGGUCUAUGCUAAAGUGGUGACUGAUCGUGUUUCUGGGUACUCGAAGGGGUUUGGCUUUGUAAAAUAUGCUACCUUAGAAGAGGCUGCAGAAGGUAUAAAGGGUAUGGAUGGCAAGUUCCUGGAUGGUUGGGUUAUAUUUGCAGAGUAUGCAAGACCAAGACCUCUGCCUGGGAGCGGUGCAGGGCCAUCAUCUCCUCCGCCUGCCUACGGGUCUCCAAAUGGCCAUCAGUAUAACUAAAGCUGCUCCUUUCCAAACCCACCGCAUCCCUGUAGUCAGAAAGAGCAUGACAUUCAGGUCUCUCUACUUUGGCAUGCUGAAUUUGGUCGGUUAGUUUUGUAUUUGAAAAGUAAUUAAGGGGUAGACAAAAGAAUAUUUUUGCAUUAUUUGCAUCUGCCAGUCGAGCAUUCCGUGACACUCAAGUUUAUACCAGGCUUAUAUUCUACAUUUUUCUUUGUAAACCCAGAAAUUCAUUUGACAUUCUAUAUUUACAGGAAACGUUAUUUUAAACUUA
Molecule: messenger RNA, 815 nt
Organism: Diospyros lotus (date-plum)
Lineage: Eukaryota; Viridiplantae; Streptophyta; Magnoliopsida; Ericales; Ebenaceae
Product: organelle RRM domain-containing protein 2, mitochondrial
Exons: 4
Coding region: 89-541 (150 amino acids)
Molecular function (GO): RNA binding
Source: RefSeq, a predicted model, not a curated record